AUGGCAAAGCGCCUGGGAGGCGCCUCUGGGCGUCCAGGAAAGGCUUUGGACCGGGAGGAGCGCCUGGAGAAGCUGGUGAACUCCUGUGCCUUCGGAGGUGCGCCGGUUCCGGUCCCGGAGAAGGGCAAGCGGGCUGUGGGCCCCAAGAGUUUGGGCCUGGGACGCCCUGCCUCUGCCGGUGCCUCUCACGGGGUGCGGGCGAUCUCGCAGGGCAGGGGAAAACCGCCGCCUGCGAAUGCGCCUCCGAAGCCUGGGAGUAACAUACACACCUUGGCAUCGCUUGGUGAAAGUGGCAGCCGGCUUCAAGACACAACGGAAGCAUACCGCCAGCAGCGCGGCACGACUGCCAAGAAAGUUACGGAUGUGGGCUACCAGUCGAUGACAGCCGAGAAGGCUGCAGAGGUUGACAAGGCAAGGGCGAAGGCUCGGGUCAAUUCACAUCGGUCCGCAAGCGUUCCAACAAACGCCAAAGUCUUCAGUGUCAGCGGCCAGCAGAUCUCGCAGCGUCCUGGUAAGCGUGUUGGAGAUAGAGGUCAGCAGCCAGGGGCAUUGUGA
Molecule: messenger RNA, 555 nt
Organism: Symbiodinium sp. CCMP2456
Lineage: Eukaryota; Dinophyceae; Suessiales; Symbiodiniaceae
Source: the annotation of a GenBank genome assembly